Messenger RNA from Nerophis lumbriciformis (worm pipefish), 4167 nucleotides. Lineage: Eukaryota; Metazoa; Chordata; Actinopteri; Syngnathiformes; Syngnathidae. The record is from RefSeq and is a predicted model, not a curated record.
AUGAGCGAGGACGCGUCCGAGGUCCCCAAAGAGCUAAUGGAGGGUGUGAGGGAUGCAGUUGGGAGGAAGGUGAAGCUGUCAAUGAGAAAAAGAGUCAAGCUGGAGAUCAAAGGAGACAAGACGGAGAACCGAGUGUUGGCUCUUGCGUCCCACCGAGUAUACCUCCUCACUGCACGUAUUCCCACCAAGGUUGAACACUGCUUUAACUACUUGGAGAUCCAGGGCAUUGCAUGUAACAAGCCAACGCAGCUGUUUAUAGAAUAUGAGCGGGGCGCCUUCUCAUUGAAGCUACUCUCCACUGAUGAGGUCAAUGAGGUGGUUGCUCAGAUAGGAUUCUGUCUCCUCAAAAUAUGUCCAGGUCUUCCACCUAGUAAAGUGAUGAGGAAGCUCAGCAUGGAUCCUGUAGACAGACUCACCUCGCUGCAGAUGUUGUGGGAAAACAACAAACCUGCUGACCCGGGACCAUGUGGUGGUUUUUCUCAGAUGUACAGGUGUGUUUGUGACUGGCUGUCACUCCCAUACAGAGAAGAAGUUCAAUGGGAUGUGGACACCAUCUAUUUGACGCAAGACACCAGAGAGCUUAACUUGCAGGACUUCAGCCAUUUAGAGAACAGAGACUUGGUGGCCAUAAUUGCAGUCCUGGAAUUCAACCAGUGGUUCACCAAGCUCGCCACUAAGGACUACAAGCUGUCUACAGAUGUUUGUGAGCAGAUCCUCAGAGUGGUGUCUCGCUCUAGUCGACUUGAGGAGUUGGUGCUGGAUAGCGCAGGGAUCAAAACUGAUUUUGCGCAGAAACUCGCUGCUGCCCUUUCACACAACCACAGCUCAGGACUUACCACCAUCAAUCUCGCCAACAACCCACUGGAGGACAGAGGUAUUUCCUCCCUUGGUGCUCAGUUCUGCAAACUUCGUAUUGGGCUCAAGCAUGUAAACUUCUCUAGAACUUCGAUGUCACCGAAAGGGGUGAACAGCCUUUGUCAGUCACUGAGUGCCAACCCUUCCAUCCCCAGCAGCCUCGUCCAUCUGGACCUCUCAGGGAACAUCCUCAGAGGAGAUGACAUGCAGCAUUUCUACAAUUUCCUGAGCCAGCCCAACCGACUGGUAACCCUUGAUCUUUCCAAUACGGACUGCUCACUGGACCAAGUUUGUUCCGCUCUCUUACGAGGCUCAGCCCAGCAUCUGUCUGUCCUCAAUGUAUCAAAGAGUGUCUUUCCUCACAGGAAAGGCAAAGAGGUACCACCAUCGUUCAAACACUUCUUCAGCAGCGCAAUGUCUCUCAGCUCCAUCAACGUGUCAGGAACAAAGCUGGCGCCAGAUGUCCUCAAAGCUCUCCUGCUUGGACUGGCUAGCAACCCUCAUGUGAAGGAUGUGUCUCUAGAUCUCAGCUGUUGUGAGCUUGGCCAUUGUUUGCGCUCUGGAGGGUCCCAGAUACUCGAAGGGUGUAUUGCUGAGAUCCCAAACAUCUCUAGUCUGGAUAUCUCUGACAAUAGCUUGGACUCUGAUUUGUCAACAUUGCUGAUAUGGUUGGCCAAAAACCGAUCCAUAAGGCACUUGUCUUUGGGCAAGAACUUCAACAACAUCAAAUCCAAAAACCUUGCCCCAGUGUUGGACAGCCUGGUUCACAUGAUCCAGGAGGAAGAAUCACCCCUCACCUCUUUAUCUUUAGCCGACUCCCGAUUGAAGAGCGAUCUCACUAUCGUUUUGAAUGCGCUCGGAAGCAACACGUCACUCACCAGGCUCGACAUCAGCGGUAAUGCAAUGGGCGAUAUGGGGGCCAAAAUGUUGGCAAAGGCGCUGCAGAUUAACUCUAAACUCAGGACAGUGAUCUGGGACAAAAACAAUACUGGUCCUCAGGGUCUACAGGAUGUAGCAACAGCUCUGGAGAAGAACUUCACUAUCCGCUUCAUGCCCAUCCCCAUCAUUGAUGCCUCUCAGGCUUUGAAAGCGAGCCCAGAGAAGACUGAGGACGCCUUGCUCAAGAUUGAAAACUAUCUGUACAGGAACCAUGAAACCAGGAAAUACCAGCAAGAGCAGGCCUAUCGGCUUCAACAGGGUAUUGUCACCACAACCACACAGCAGAUGAUGGACCGGAUAUGUGUGAAGGUGCAGGACCACCUCAACUCUCUAAGGAACUCAGAGACUGACGCUAUCCUUGAAGAUGUCAGAUCAGCUGAAAGCCUGAUCAAAGACGCUAGAAACUCAAAAACGCUCCUUCCGAAUCUCUACCACCUGGGCUCAGCCUCUCGAGAGGAGGUGCACCGUGCUUCAGUAGGACCCAUUCAGGAGAAAUUGGAGUCAAUGGCAGGCGAGGUGACAUCUGUCAUGGACCAACAGCUGCAGAGCCUGUUGGAGUCUAUGAUGGACACAGCAGAGUCUCUGUGUCCUCAUGUGAUGAAAAGGAGUAAUCUGCGCUCAGAUCUCAUAAAGGCCAGCGCAACCAAGAUGGUGGUCCCCAAGAGUUUUGUCACUAAAACACUCCUUGAGCAGUCUGGUAUUGACAUCAUCAACAAAAUUAGUGAGGUGAAGCUGAGUCUUGCCUCCUUCCUGUCCGAUCGUAUCGUUGACGAGAUAUUGGAAGCUCUCUCCACCUCACAACACACUUUGGCAGACCAUUUAGUGUGCAGAGGGCGCCCCUUGGUGCAGCAAGAGUCGGUAGACAUGGACAUUCACGAGGAGAGGAUUCCUAAACGGGCAUCCACUGAGAUUCUGGAAGGCGAGCGGUUGGACGAACUGGAGUCAUGCAUGACAUUUUGCUGCACCACUAUGACUCCAAAGACAAAGAGGAAAAGCAUUCACAGUAGAAUGUUGAGACCUGUGUCCCGUGCCUUUGAGAUGGAGUUUGACCUAGACAAGGCACUGGAGGACGUCCCAGUGCAUGUGGAGGAUACGCCGCCGCCAUCCCACACUCCAGCUCCUCAGCCCUUACCAAAAGGGGAGCAGCGUCUGCCAGGAGGGAUAUUAGCGCUUCCGUCCGAAGAGGAGAAAAAGCUACAACACUUCACGAAACUAAGACCCCGCCGAAACAAGAAAAUGCACUCCAGCAAAACACCGCAAAUGAGCAGCACUGCACCUCAGGACGGGGAGCAGAAUGGCCUCAUGGGGAGGGUGGACGAGGGGGUUGAUGAAUUUUUCUCCAAAAGAGUUACCAAGAUGGAUUCAAAACGUUCAAUGAAGAGCUCUGAAUCUCAUGAUGGUGAGAAGAAAAAGAGCAAAGGAGGCUUCCUCAACCUAAUCAAACGCUCUUCAAAAUCUGAUAAAUCAGAAAAGUUAGAGAAAAAUCAGGUAACGCCUUCAUCGCUGGCUACGUCUUCAGGAUCUUUAGUGUCAGUUUCCAGCAUUGCUGAGGAACCCUCCUCUCCAAAGGCAGCAGUAAAGAGUCCAGCACCAGAGCCAAAGUCCAGGGAUUCGUCCAGUCGCUCACAGCCUGGAGAUUACAGCAGUGGCUCAGAACGUUCAGAGGAGCUGAGGACGCCUGACUCCAUAGACGAACCUUGGGAGGGCUCAGACGGCCGAGGGAGUCCUCAAGGGGGGCGGCGGUACCCUGGCAUGCAGAUGAUGGGAGGCGGACUCCUAGCGGAGAUGAAAGCCAAGCAGGAGAGGAGAGCACAUAAGUCCUCCAGCCCUGACAGACCUGACAACAAUGGCACAGGUUCUCCAGAGAAGACCUCAGCUCGUGUUGAAACAAAGCCUGAUCCCGCUCCUCGUCCCCGUGCUCCGUCCUCCUCAGGCUCCACCGGGGUGCCUGUGAGUCCUAAACCAGCAAUGCCACUGGGAGCCAAACCUGCCCUGUCUUCCCGGCCCUCCCUGCCUCAGAAACCAAGGACCAACAGCAGUCGGAGCAUAGAAGAGUCCUCAGAUGCCCCCAAUGGAGGAAGGGUGUCUCCUAAAAUGAAUGCUCUCUCAUCGCUGAAGAAGAUCUUACCUGAGAAAGACAAGGAGGGCCAAAACAGUCUGCCGCUGGGAGCUUCUGCUAAUAAAACCACUCAGGAAGGGAGGAAAGCAUCCACGUCCGACCCAACUCAACGCUCCAGCCAUCAGCGCACCAACUCGGAUGACCACAGUCCCUUCAAGGCCAAAGGGUCGUCUCCGAAUCCAGAAAAAGAAAAAACGGGCAAAAAAGCUUCCAAUCCUGCGGAGGACUCUGACAAAGAAAUUAUUUUAAUAUGA